This is a messenger RNA of Tripterygium wilfordii, 1425 nucleotides long. RefSeq names its product splicing factor YJU2. Gene Ontology annotation, biological process: mRNA splicing, via spliceosome. NCBI's taxonomy places the organism in Eukaryota, Viridiplantae, Streptophyta, Magnoliopsida, Celastrales, Celastraceae. Gene Ontology annotation, cellular component: U2-type catalytic step 1 spliceosome. The record is from RefSeq and is a predicted model, not a curated record. The transcript is spliced from 9 exons. The coding region runs from base 170 to 1171 and encodes 333 amino acids.
AAAUUCGAGAAUAGAAGAAAAAGCCCGAUCUAGGUCUGUUAUUCUGUUGAAGCUCUUUCGUCGUGGAGGAGACCGAUAGAAUAGAAGACGACCUAGAUCCAAUUGCUCUCAUUAAUUGUUUGCUUCAUCAAGAUUAUUGUGAGAAACGAAGUAGGAGAGUAAAGAAGAGAUGGGUGAAAGGAAGGUCUUAAACAAGUACUACCCGCCGGACUUCGACCCGUCAAAGCUACCAAGGGUCAGGAGGCCAAAGAAUCAGCAGAUCAAGGUUAGGAUGAUGCUUCCUAUGAGCAUUCGAUGCAACACUUGUGGCAAUUAUAUCUACAAAGGAACUAAGUUCAAUUCACGCAAGGAAGAUGUUGUUGGCGAGACAUAUCUGGGCAUCCAAAUAUUCAGAUUUUAUUUCAAAUGCACUAAGUGCUCAGCAGAGCUUGCAAUGAAGACGGAUCCACAGAAUUCAGAUUAUGUUGUUGAGAGUGGUGCAUCAAGAAAUUUUGAACCUUGGCGUGGAGAGGAUGAAGAAGCUGAUAAGGAGAAACGCCAACGAGAUGCUGAGGAGAUGGGUGAUGCGAUGAAAGCUCUGGAGAAUAGAACCUUGGAUUCAAAAAGAGAGAUGGACAUCCUUGCCGCACUUGAUGAAAUGAAGUCUAUGAAGUCAAGACAUGCUACUGUAAGUGUGGAUGCAAUGCUCGAGGCAUUGCAAAAUACAGCUGCAGAUAAGGACAAGAAGUUGGAAGAAGAAGAUGAAGAACUUAUAAGGUCAAUAUUCCAUAGGCCAAAAGAGAUUAUCCAUAGACUUCCUGACGACGACGACGAAGAUUUAUUUGACAUUGCAAAUGGCCAUUCUGAAACGUCAACUGACAACUUGAAGAAGAGAAAACUUACCGAUGGACUUGCAAGCAAUCCGACAGAUUUUUCAGCAGAAACCAAUGUUCUCGACAGUUCCAGCAGUAAAGGAAAUUCAAAUGUUUCAAGUACAGACCAGGAUGCCAAAGUUACUUCUAAAUUCAGCAGGGUCGCUGUUGUCAAGAGACGAAUCGUAACAUCUGAUGGUAACAGUUUGCCUUUGCCCAAACUGGAAGAAAACAAACAAUCAGAAGAGGAUAAAGUUGAUGGUGCGAGUAUUGGACUGCAAUCACUGUUCCAAAACUAUGAAAGCGAUGAGAGUGAAUGAAUUAUGAAUGCCCUGUCUGUCUGAUUCUGUAAUUUUCUUUCCAUUAUAUGUUUAGAGGAAACUCAUGUAGCGACUUGAAAAUAGAAUGUUUCACAAUUAUAACUCUCUUGGAUAUUGGGUUCACAGAUUUGUGGGAAAAAACUCAUUGAGGUCAGUUUUUGGUCAUUAGAUCAUGGCAUCUGGAAAGGAUGGAAGAAAGAACUGUAAGCUGCUGCAAGUUUAUAGCAUCGUCUUGAUCUUGGUUUUUUCAUGCA